AUGCGUCGUCCGAUGCAGCUGCACUACAGAGAGAGAGAAGCUUCCUCCCACCCCGAUCCUGACCACCGUUCAAACCGCUGGACGACUACCUGCGACUCGAGCGCCACGAUCGAGGGCACGGAGAAUGGGGAAUCGACGAAGACAAUGGAAAGAUGCUUUCUUUCGAACGUACAUGUGACAAAUCGGUGGAAGAAGCAGGCAGCUUUCUCCGCCGGCAAGAAAGCGACGAUAUCCGGUGACCGGCCUCCCGUUUCGGUGUGCACCAACACACUGCCAUUUUUCACGGUCAAGUACCGCUGAUGCUUUCGUUCGAUCGAGUUUCCUCGCUGUCUCUGACCUACUCUCUCGGCCUCCUUCACGCCGGCCACUUCACUUCCAGAGUUCUCCACUUCUCAUGAGCGGUCCACGCGCACGGCUCAUAAAAAUAUGGUAUAAGUGCAAUAAGUCAUUGGCCUCGUUCUUACCUCUCUUUGAUGGGAAUAUUGAACGAUGGAGUGAUUGGAU
Apis florea (little honeybee) is the source of this 504-nucleotide messenger RNA. RefSeq lists its product as uncharacterized. The record is from RefSeq and is a predicted model, not a curated record. Lineage: Eukaryota; Metazoa; Arthropoda; Insecta; Hymenoptera; Apidae.